AUGUUCUGGGACCGCUAUGGAAUCAGGUGUGGGAAUAGUGCCCGGACCAUCCAGCUCAUCCAGAACCACGUCAUGGAUGAGCAUGACCCCAGCAUGGAAGACUCCAAUCAGAAGCGAGUGGUUAUGGGUGGUGAGAUGCGCCUGCUGGACGUUCUGGACAUGGCGGGCCAGGAGGAAAAUAGCGCCCUGCGGGACCAGUACGUGCCCACUGGACAAGGCUUCCUGUGUGUGUUUGCCAUCACCACCACCACGUCCUUGGAGGACAUCCACCAGUACCGGGAGCAGAUCAAGGGAGUGAAGGACUCCAGUGAGGGGUCUGGCUCCAGGUCUGGGACUCUCCGGGACUCUCUGGGACACUCCAGGAUCCCCGUGACCCAGCGGCCCACGCAUUGGCUUGAGGCUGCCUUCCAGACGCUGGUGCGAGAGAUCCAGGAGCACAAGGUGGGAAGGCUGAGCUCACCCGAGGAGGGUGGCCCGGGCUGCAGGGGCUCCAAGUCCCUGCUCCCCGUGAUGUCCCUUCCAGGCCCCCUCUGA
Messenger RNA from Odobenus rosmarus divergens (Pacific walrus), 534 nucleotides. Its product is annotated as GTPase HRas-like. Gene Ontology annotation, biological process: Ras protein signal transduction. The record is from RefSeq and is a predicted model, not a curated record. Gene Ontology annotation, cellular component: plasma membrane. Gene Ontology annotation, molecular function: GTPase activity; GDP binding; GTP binding. The transcript is spliced from 5 exons. Bases 1 to 534 code for a protein of 177 amino acids. NCBI's taxonomy places the organism in Eukaryota, Metazoa, Chordata, Mammalia, Carnivora, Odobenidae.